AUGCAAAGGACAGGCAACACCAGAAAAGAAACACCAAACUAUGCAAUAGAAGAUGAAGAAUGUUUGGGACUGAGGCUCGUCGGGAUGUUAUUACAAUGUGCUGAGGCGGUAGCCAUGGACAAUUUGGACCUUGCCGCGUCCAUCUUGCCCGAGAUCACGCACUUAGCAUCACCGUUCGGCUCACCUGCCAUGCGAGUAGCCGCGUACUUUUCAGAUGCUUUGCAGUCCCGCCUCAUGAGCUCGUGGCUCGGCAUGUAUGCACCAUUGCCAUCUUACGCGCUCGAGCCCUUCUCACAGAGGCUCUUGAAUGCAUUCCAAGCCUACAAUGCAAUUUUGCCAUUGGUGAAGUUCUCGCACUUCACGGCCAACCAGGCCAUUGUUCAAGCAGUGUCUCAGGUAUCGAGAGUUCAUAUUAUCGACCUCGACAUAAUGCAAGGGCUGCAAUGGCCGGGACUUUUCCACCUACUUUCGACGUGCUCCACAAGCCCGCCGUCAGUCAGAAUAACCGGAUUUGGCUCAUGUGCACGGGAACUAGCAGCCACAGGUGAGCGGCUCUCUGUGUUUUCGGCGUCGCUUGGGCUGGCGUUUGAGUACACAGGGCUAGUGUGCCGGGCAGGUGAAGUUCGGGACCUGGCACGGCUCAAGCUACAAGGGGGGGAGACCGUGAUCGUGAACUGGGUCCACCAUUAUAUGUAUGAUGUCACUGGCUCCGAUGCUGGGCUACUGAAACUGCUCCAUUCCGUGAAGCCACGGCUCAUCACGAUGGUCGAGCAAGAUGUCAGCCAUGGAGAUGGAGGUGGUUUUCUUCGCCGAUUCGUCAAUGCCUUGCACUACUACUCUGCCUUGUUCGACGCUCUGGGAUCAAUGCAAGACAGCAUGAAUCAAGACAGGAAUAUCGCAGAGCAGCAGGUUUUGGGGAGAGAGAUUAAGAACAUCGUGGGAGGGGGGGGGCGGAAGAGGAGCGGUGAGAUGGUGGUGGAGAGAUGGGGAGCAGAAUUGGGGAAAUUGGGGUUUAGGGGUGUGUCGCUGAGGGGGAGCGCCGCCGAUCAGGCCAGGCUUUUGCUGGGUAUGUAUCCAUGGCAGGAAGGGUACAGUGUGGUGGAGGAGGGCGGUUGUUUGAGGGUGGGGUGGAAGGAUUUGGCUUUGCUCACAGCUUCGGCAUGGGAGCCUUGUGUAAUGUGA
Messenger RNA from Amborella trichopoda, 1182 nucleotides. Its product is annotated as protein SCARECROW. The record is from RefSeq and is a predicted model, not a curated record. NCBI's taxonomy places the organism in Eukaryota, Viridiplantae, Streptophyta, Magnoliopsida, Amborellales, Amborellaceae.